Molecule: messenger RNA, 1254 nt
Organism: Saccostrea echinata
Lineage: Eukaryota; Metazoa; Mollusca; Bivalvia; Ostreida; Ostreidae
Exons: 2
Coding region: 15-962 (315 amino acids)
Biological process (GO): protein phosphorylation
Molecular function (GO): protein kinase activity; ATP binding
Source: RefSeq, a predicted model, not a curated record
UUAGAUUGUAAGAUAUGCCGUUUGGAAGUUGGUUAAUACGUUGGAUUAGUCGACCAUUUCGGGGUUGUUUAGGAGAGUCAAGAAGAAAGGGCCUAAACAUAGAAAAUAUACUUAGAGACAAUGACAGGGUUAUGUUUGUGGAGAACGGUCAUGGCAGAAAGGGCAUAUUAAUUUUCAGACAAAAAGUAACAAAGAGCGGAACUGGUUUAAUCUACGCAGGCGUAAGCUUCGUCGACCAACUUCCUGUUGUCUUUAAGGUGGUCAAGAAAAAGUAUCGCAAUCUGCUUUUGAAGGAAUAUAUGAUCAUGAGGUCCGUGUGGCAUAGAAAUGUUUUGCCGGUCUGGGAAAUCGACUUCAGCAUCAAAGGAGAUCUUGUCAUUAUGCGGAUGGAUGGUGCGUAUUAUCGGGACUUGUACUCGUAUAUAAGUGCAAUGAAAGGGUAUGUAACAAGGGCCCUGUUAGAUAAGUGGAUGAAAGAACUAGUCUCUGGUAUGUGUCACGUGCACAGUAAAGGGUACGUCCAUGGUGACCUUAAUUACAAGAAUGUAUUACUGACCAAAGAUUUAUCAAUUAGAGUCGCUGAUUUCGGAUCCGCCGAUAAGAAGUCCAAAUUUAAGUUAACCCGAUAUGAUCCACAAUUUCUUCCUCCUGAACUCAACCCUUGGAGAUUAGAGCCGAUUCCAUAUGAGUACGACCCCCGCCUUAUUGAUAUAUGGGGUGUCGGGGUUGUGUUGUUUUUCGCCUUGACCAAACAUCACCCGUUCACAGAAAUUAUAACUAUGUCUUCCACUGAUAUUCACGGGAAUUGUCCCGGAGAAACGCUAAUUUAUGAAGAUGACCGGAAGCGUUGUAGUCCCUCUUACGCCAAAGUAGUCGGAAAGCUCAUGGAUUACAAUGCCGCUCGGCGCCCUAAACUUAAUUAUAUAAUUGAGCAAAACUAUUUCAAUGAAACACAGACUUAGGGUCAUUUUGAUGUCGAACGGUUUUAUCAAAUGUUGAGUUAAAGAAAGCUUUAAUUAAUUUUUAAACUGAAGCAGUUAAAAUACCCUAUUUCUGAAUCGACAAAUAUAAAUCCUCAUCCAUAAUCAUAACAGAUGCAGAUAUAAUUUUUUUAGGAGAGAAGGAUGGACGGAAGAAAUAAAAAACAUCCCUUCCAAAUCCAUCCCCCGUUAAACAUCAACGUAAACUGUUCUCACUAGUGAUGCUUUCAAUCUUAUUAAAAACAAGCAUUAAAAUCAAUUAUCAUUUUUCUCA